AUGGCUCCGCGAGGAUUCACGCUUCCCCCUGCAAACACGCAGUCGGCCAAGCAGGCGCGUAGUGCGUUCUUCUGCUCGCUGUGUCAGAAAGGAUAUAGCCGCAUGAACGAGUUCGAAGCGCAUGAAUCUUCCUAUGACCACCAACAUAAGAAGAGGUUGAAGGAAAUGAAGGAAAUGCAGAGACAGGUGCAGCCGAAGAAAGAAGAGAAGGGCCCAUUGAUGCAGAUAAAGCUAGGUCCUACUACGAAGACGACGACAUCAGGAGGCGGCGGGUUUAAAAAGGGCGGGUUCAAGAAUGCCUUUGCUCCCGUGGAGGGUGGGACCAAUACUGGUCCUGCCAAAAAGGAAGCAGAGAGCGAUGGCGACGUGAAAAAGCCUGCCGUGGAACCGGAGGACAGCGACAUGACUGAUGAUGACGAGGACUACUACGAUCCGCGCAGGCCGACUGGAUGUAUGCCCGGUUGUGCGAGCUAUGUUCCUGCUGGCGCUUGA
Molecule: messenger RNA, 492 nt
Organism: Exophiala dermatitidis NIH/UT8656
Lineage: Eukaryota; Fungi; Ascomycota; Eurotiomycetes; Chaetothyriales; Herpotrichiellaceae
Exons: 2
Coding region: 1-492 (163 amino acids)
Source: RefSeq, a predicted model, not a curated record